Plodia interpunctella (Indianmeal moth) is the source of this 978-nucleotide messenger RNA. RefSeq names its product acyl-CoA-binding protein homolog (gene ACBP). Lineage: Eukaryota; Metazoa; Arthropoda; Insecta; Lepidoptera; Pyralidae. The coding region runs from base 170 to 442 and encodes 90 amino acids. Gene Ontology annotation, molecular function: fatty-acyl-CoA binding. Gene Ontology annotation, biological process: fatty acid metabolic process. The transcript has 4 exons. The record is from RefSeq and is a predicted model, not a curated record.
CACGUACUGGGUCCUUAGAAUCGUACGAUAUCAAUUGUUCGCGCAUGAAUAAUCCCUCCGGUCUGUUGAAUUGCAGUGAGCUCAUUUUAGUUCAGUUCUCUCUAAGUGGCCGUCGAGCUUGGUUGUGUUCAUCUUUUUCCAGUUGCCUAGUGUGCUGUGAUUCUCCACUAUGUCUCUACAGGAGCAAUUCGACAAAGCCGCCGUCAACGUGAAGAACCUAAAGGCGCUGCCCAGCAACGACGACCUUUUGGUGCUGUACGCUAACUUCAAACAGGCCACCGUUGGAGACGCAGACCCCGCCAACAGACCCGGCAUGUUGGACCUGAAGGGCAAGGCCAAGUUCGACGCGUGGUUGGCCAGGAAGGGCACCUCCAAGGAUGACGCGAUAAAGGCCUACAUCGCUAAGGUCGAAAGCCUUAUUGCUUCCAUCGGCCUUCAAUAAAUAACAUCUAGUGACAACCCUCCAUCUUACGAAUUACUUAGUUUGAAUUUAAAAAUGGAAUUGUUUUUUUUUUUAAUAACGUCUUUGAACGGACCGCAUAAAGCGCUAUUUCGCUUAUAAAACAGCAGUACAAAAACAAGAUUGAAUUCGUAAGGUGGAGUCUGAUUUACGACAAGUAUCACGACUGAAAGAAUGCCUCAAGUUUUACUAUAAUUUAUAAAUAACUUGUCGAUAAUUUUUUUUAAUGAGCGGAGCGUCUCAAAACGCCUAUAUGUCAGAUUUCUUCCAAUAGUUUUAAUAAUUUCUGGCCUAAUCACGCUUAUUAAACUACCGUCCGUCUCAUUAAAAAAUGUUGUAUUUAUUUUUGGAUAGGCACAAUUUUUAGGUUAAGUUUAAGAUCAUCACAAUUAAGUAUAACUUUGGCUAUACAAUUUAUACCUACGUGUGUUUAUCACAAGUAUUGGUGCUUUUUUAAACGUUUUGCAUUUGUUUUUGUUGUCAGUUUUAUAUUAUAAUAAAUCUAUUGGGAACUGAAA